AUGAACCAACCACAUCCCUCCUCCAACCUCACCUCUCCUCUCACUCAUUCCCAAGGCCAAGGCAAACACGACAAGUCCGACACCACAUCAUCCUCCUCCUCCUCCUCCUCCUCCUCCUCCUCCUCCAUAACCUCCACCUCCACUUCCACCUCCUCCACCUCCAUAGCCCAACUCAUCAAAGACAAACUCAAACUCCCGUCGAAAUCCAACAACAAGGAGGCAGAUGAGGCAAAGGCAGGGGCAGAGAAGCAGCUCUCACCGGGAGAAGCGCAAUCCGCAAAGCGAACCGCGAGGCUGGAUAAUGUCAAUCUGGCGACGCUGUGGGCUUUGAAGUGA
This is a messenger RNA of Lecanosticta acicola, 336 nucleotides long. The record is from the annotation of a GenBank genome assembly. NCBI's taxonomy places the organism in Eukaryota, Fungi, Ascomycota, Dothideomycetes, Mycosphaerellales, Mycosphaerellaceae.